Messenger RNA from Spirodela intermedia, 4131 nucleotides. NCBI's taxonomy places the organism in Eukaryota, Viridiplantae, Streptophyta, Magnoliopsida, Alismatales, Araceae. The record is from the annotation of a GenBank genome assembly.
AUGCAUGGCCUGGGAAAUGGGGGUUUGCCAUGGAAGCUCCCGGCUUGGGGCCGCCCCUCGCCUCGGUGGCGUUGCAAGCGCUCCGAUGCCGUCGACGGCGGAGGCGGCGGAGGGAAGAGUCCCGCGCCAUUCCCGUUCAAGCAGGCAGCCACCGCGGCUUCCCUUGUGCUCGCCGGCGACACCAUCGCUCAGGUGAGCAGCCGGGUGAAGGCCCUCCGCGCUGCAUCCGAUGGAUCGGACGUCCCCAGCUCCAAGGUUGUCCCUGAAACCCUGAUUCCGCUCUCUGUAUUUCUCAUUUUGCUUACUGAGCGUGUAUUUCCUUCCUCUCAUUGUAGAUUGUCUCGUCCGCUGUCUGGUCGAAUCACGACUGGCUCCGUGCGCUCCGCAUGGCCUCCUAUGGGUUCUUGCUCUACGGGCCCGGCUCGUACGCCUGGUACCAGCUCUUGGAUCGAUCUUUGCCCGGGCAGACUUUCGUGAACUUGUCGGCGAAGGUGCCCUUUCUUUCGAAAUCCUUGCACUCAUUUUCCUCUCAUCACGUGCUUCAGCUGACAUGAAUCUACAUUCGCCUGGUCGCAGGUUGUAUUGAACCAGAUUGUCCUUGGUCCAUGUGUGAUUGCUGUGGUCUUUGCUUGGAAUAAUCUGUGGCAGGGGCAGCUGUCUCAGCUCCCAAAGAAGUAUCAGAAGGAUGCCCUUCCCACACUCUUCUAUGGUGAGUUGACCCACCUGUCGUCCUUAUGGUGUUGUGUUGUUAAUCUAGUAAUCUCAGCUCUUGUGUUCUUAAACUUGAAGACUCUCGCUGCAGGUUUCAGGUUUUGGAUUCCUGUGAGCGUCCUCAAUUUUUCGUACGUCUUCUCCCGUACUUUGUCAUUCCAUUAUUUUUCCCCAUCUUUGUUGGAGGCUACCAUUCCAUUGUUUGCCGAUUCUUUGCUCUAUAUUACAAUAAGCUUCAACAACUUAGCAGUUAUUUUUGUGCAAAAAAAAAACGUGAUAAAAUCUCGAAGUGACAAUUAUCUUAUUGUAUGUGGUCGCGUGUAGAUAUCUGGUUGCAGGGCAACAUUUGGAAAGUUAGACUCUGGUUCCUUUCUCCUGAUUUAUUUCUUGAAAAUAGGAAGAAAUUCUGGGAAAAAAAGUUGCCCAAAAUUCCUAAUUGGCCUCAAAUGCAAUUUUUGAGAUCCACAAUUCGCUGGGUUUUUCUGUUCUUCGGAAAUGUUCAGCAGAUGUGUUUAUCUGAGAAAAUAAAAAUAAAAAUAGGUAAAACCGUUGUGGGCAGCCUGAUAAAAUUUUCUAGUUGUUUAAAUCAGUAGAAUGAUAUUGAUUAGACUACAUAGGCCUUAUGCGACUCGCAAUAAUUUUUCAUUUCUAGUUUAUUCAUACGAUCUAAAUGCGGACCUUCUCCAUAUGGCGUAGCCUUUUCUUGUUCCAAGACCACACAUCCUGGUUGAGAACUCUCCUGAACAGCAGGUCAGUGAUUCGGUCAAAACGACUGCUGGCACAAAUGAGAUUCGUGGGUGUAAUUACUAACUUGUUUAAAGUCGAUGGAAUGUCAACGCUUGAAAUACUUGGACCCGUGGGAGUAGAUUCUAGCACUGGGUUGCCAUUGGUUCAACCAAAAUUUACUCGCUACAGAUGUCGUUGGAUCUGCUCGUCUGCCUUGCGCAGUAGCUUCUGUUGCUUCUUAGAGCAUCCUUAUAUGGUAUCCCUGACCGCAGUCCACCGGUCACAGUUGAGUCGGAUCAUGAAGACGAGGAGCGAUACAAAUUCUAUAACACAAGUUUCACUGGCUCACCUCAUUUAUGCACAAUAGUUUCAUGUCUUCUAUCCAAAAUUCUGUCAUUUAUCGUUCAAUCAUGUAAAUUUUGGCUGAGUAUUUUCUCCCACUGUUCUAUGAUUUCUACAGUUCAACAUAUCUCUUCAGUUCUCCUGUUCUUAUCUGCUUUAACAAGAGAUAACAAGUGGAGAGGCCUGCUCCGCGACCAUGACAAGAUGUUGCUUAUUCAGAGGAUAAGUGUGUUUGACAAGCUUAUCUUAUAUAAUAAACAGGUUGACGAAAUCAAUCUUGUCACGUGAUUAAAUUAAUUAAUCAGUUUGCCUAGCCCAAGCUCAGGCAUCUUUCACGAGUUCUGGACUAAGAGGAAUCCCAUAAGAUGGAUUUCGGGCCGGGCCAGGAACUUAAGAAAACUAGGCCCAAGUUAGAGGGACCCGGUGUUGCUAAUUACCCAUCCCUUCAGCUGGGCGUUGCCUCGUAUGAAAAACAUCAGCGACUGUUUUGGGAUAAUAUCUUAUCAAGAGGUUUCACGAAAAUCUUGGAUUGUUAUCUGGCUUUUGAUUAGUCUUAAGCUCAUAACGAUAUUUCUGAUUGGUCAGAACCCUCCCUCUGGAUCCAGGAAAUCAAGAUGAUAUCCUAAUUUAACUCAGGAGGUAUCCACAUACCGCAGCAUAAACUGGCAACCAAGUGGAAAAUUUCGGCAUAGGGCGUUGACAUUUCAUUGUUUUCAUUGUCACAGAGGCAUGGAGGGCCUUAUGGGUCAUGAACCAGAAUGUUGUUUACAAAUAGAACGAUGCUCCUGCUAGGAGUGAUCUAAUAUUUCUAAUGUCUUAUGACUAACAUCGUCCUAAUUAGAAAUAUUUGUGUUCGUGGGGAUAUUUCUGAUGGUAUUCUGGAUAAAUCUUAUCUCAGUAGUUUCUCAGCCGGUAGAGUAUCUACUAUAUACAAGGCUAGAUCUGACUACAUCCAAUUAUAGUUAUUAUCUUUAAUAAUGUGCACAAAAACAUCACCUUGCUGCCACAACCAUCCUGGCUUAAUGUUUAUGGCCACGGCUAUUAAUGAUCGUUGUGGAUUAUGAUGCUGUGAUUGUGGUUUGGCUCCAAAAAGCCUACGAUUUUAAUCAUAUGGCUGUAUUGUUUCCUAGUUUGUAGGAGUAACUGUCAGGUGCAUCUCACUAUUUUCAUUUAAAUGAUCGUUUUUUUUCCAAUAUUUUCUGCUUCUCCAUGAAAUGGGUGUGUUCUUGGCCCAUGGGGCGUGGGCGUGGAGUACUUGCUCAGGAGCUAUAUUUUUUGCACCAAUUUUCUUUAAACGUAUAGUCAAUCUGGCAGGAGCUGUAGUUUGUCGAGUCAUGAAGGUCAACAUUCGCAGGAUUUGAAUUUCACUUUUAUAGGCGACUUUCUAAGAGUGGUUUUAGUAUCAUAUUCACUACUAAUGAAUAAGUUGAUAAAUGAAUAGACAGUGUAAUGUUAUGAGAAUGGAGUCCGAGUCUAUUGCAUUAGCAGGGAGGCAUCCUGGCUAGAGAGAAAGAUAAUGUGGAUCUAAUGGGCCCAUACUCUGAACGAGUCUCCGACACAUUAACAUGAGACAGUGGGAUUUGUAUUGGUAGUCUAGCACCUCAACGUCCAGAAUAUUUGUGCUCGGUGGAUUCUUGGCCGACCAUUUGCCAGUAUGCGACACAAUUUCAGAAGAAAAUCUCCCAUACCUUGAGUUGACAUUGUGUUUGACCAAGGUGCCAUCAUGAUUCUGAAUCAGCACCAUAGUCAACCAUGAAAACCUCAUCAUCCCGCUCUUAGCAUGAUCAUGGGGGCAUGCUUACAAUUUAUCCUCAAUUGCGUCUUUGAAUUUACUUUCCACAGCCGCAAUCUCUUGGCAUCAUCCAUGCUCAGAUUUUAAAUCUCUUUUUUCUUUCAUUAAUUCUUCAUAUUUUAAUAUUAUAUAUAUUUUUCCUUUUAAUUUCUUAGGUGGGUACCUACAAAUCUUCUUAAUCAUGCCAAUAUUUUGAGCUCUGUCAUGCUUCUUAUCAUGUUUUCGCAUGUUAUACAACAGUUAAUUGGUAUUCACGUUGUUUUAUGGAGAAUUCCCUGUAAAAUUUUUGCUCAUUGGGCCUCUGCCGGGCUUUUCGCUGGGCCCGGUGUGAUCUGGGUCUGAUGCUUUUCCGUUGAUUACCCUCUGUUCUUCUGUGACUAAAUCAUCUCAAAGUCAGACAUUAUUGUUCCUGCUAUGAAGAUUUUUGAUAUUCUUGGCAAGUAUGCUUAUAUGCUAAGCUGUGAAAUUUCAGGGUGAUCCCUCUUCAGACUCGAGUGGCAUUUAUGUCCACUUGCUCUAUAUUCUGGAACUUUUACCUCUCAUCGACGCUGAGCAAAUGA